Molecule: messenger RNA, 600 nt
Organism: Elephantulus edwardii (Cape elephant shrew)
Lineage: Eukaryota; Metazoa; Chordata; Mammalia; Macroscelidea; Macroscelididae
Gene: CRADD
Product: CASP2 and RIPK1 domain containing adaptor with death domain
Exons: 3
Coding region: 1-600 (199 amino acids)
Biological process (GO): signal transduction; regulation of apoptotic process
Molecular function (GO): protease binding; death domain binding
Source: RefSeq, a predicted model, not a curated record
AUGGAGGCUAGAGACAAGCAAGUGCUUCGCUCGCUUCGCCUGGAGCUGGGUGCAGAGGUCCUGGUGGAGGGACUGGUUCUUCAGUACCUUUACCAGGAGGGGAUCUUAACAGAGAACCACAUUCAAGAAAUCAAAGCUCAAGCCACAGGCCUCCGGAAAACAAUGCUGCUCCUUGAUAUUCUACCUUCCAGGGGACCUAAAGCAUUUGACACAUUCCUAGAUUCCCUGCAGGAGUUUCCCUGGGUGAGGGAGAAGCUGGAGAAGGCAAGAGAAGAAGCUGUCAUGGAACUACCUGCAGGUGAUCCUUUACCUCUGAUCCCCCCGCACCUCCUCAGCAGCUGCCCGUCAGACCAGCAGAUUAACCAGCUGGCACAGAAGCUCGGCCCCGAGUGGGAGCCCAUGGUCCUGUCGCUGGGAUUGUCGCAGGCAGACAUCUACCGCUGCAAGGCCAACCACCCACACAACGUGCAGUCCCAGAUCGUCGAGGCCUUUGUCCGGUGGAGGCAGCGCUAUGGGAAGCAGGCCACCUUCCAGAGCCUCCACCAAGGCCUGGAGGCCGUGGAGGGAGACCUCUCGCUACUGCAGCACAUGCUGAAAUGA